Molecule: messenger RNA, 3229 nt
Organism: Priapulus caudatus
Lineage: Eukaryota; Metazoa; Priapulida; Priapulimorpha; Priapulimorphida; Priapulidae
Exons: 9
Coding region: 6-1625 (539 amino acids)
Source: RefSeq, a predicted model, not a curated record
UCCCGAUGUUUGUCGACAAUUGGGAGCGAAUUACCUUUAACACAGGUCACGACGAUGGAAGUGCGAUCAACUGGAUGGCGAGUUUGGGCAUCAGAACCACAUAUGGUAACGAAAAUGCACGGGUAUACGUCAAGUUUGGAGUUGCUCCCGAUGUCUUUGAUUUUCCUGGCUACACUCUACGACUGUACAAGAACACGGAAUCAAACGCACUAGAAACAAAAUUUCUACGGCACGUCAAGGGCAUGGAAGAAUAUUACGUGACGUUUAAUGCGAUAACCGAGUCAGGAAAUUACAGAGUCACGUUGGUGCCAUGCGAGGGCAUAUGUCACGAGGAAGGUAAAUGCGUGAACUCCCUUGGAGACCCCGACGCGUGUACACCGACUUCAGCCCCUUUAUUCAUAAAGGAUGCAUGCAACGCCGCAGCGGAGUGGCAAACGCAGUUCUUUGCAGCCGACUGCAUUGAUGGACUAUGCAAGGUUGCGUUCGCAAAAGCAAAUACUCCGAGCUACCCUCUAAAUUAUAGUUUAACCAUGCAUAAAAGCUCCCAGAACAGCACGACAACAACACUGAGAAUUGUGAAUGGAAGCGAUUCAUUUUAUGAUUUCUUCAUCAGCGCUACAGGCAAAUACAGUUUCUCGUUACAGAUCGACGAAACGUACGGGAUCGUUUGUAAGCCUCUGUUCAACAAUACCGAUAGAAUCGAGUGCCCUUGCCAAACAGUAUUCGCUGAUGGCGGCUACGUGGUGGGAGUUGGUCCAGGCCCAGGAAACGAAACUACUUACAACGUGCUGAACGUGCUAAAGAACGUGCUGAUUGCAUUCAUCGUUGUUCUGACCAUGCUUGCUGUCCCCUACGUCGCGUACAUGCUCAUACGGUGGUGCACACGGACUAAGGAACCAGGCAAUGGAAAUGACACAGAUAAUGCAGAAGCCGGCUGCGAGAACACCUGUCUUUCAGUGCGGCCACGCGUCUUCCUGUGCGCCUACCCUGACCACCAGCCGCACUGGAACGCCGUGGAGAGCCUCGCUGAUUGGCUGAGCGACGCCGCUGGCUGUGACGUGACGUUCGCGCCGCGGAGCAUCGGCGAACUCGCCAUCACGACGAAGACCGAGUGGGUGGAGGGCCACCUGCAGGCCGCCGACAAAAUCGUCGUCGUCGAGUCGGAGGGCAGCGCGCGGCACAGGGACGCGCUGAAGUCGGGCAGCGUGUGGCGCCCCCUGGAGACGCGCGCGCUGGUCGUCGCCCCCUGUCUCCUCGAACUGGUGAUAGACGCGUACCUGAGAGCAACCGACGUGCUGCUGAUGGGCGCGCCACCUGGCGACCGCAACGCGCAGGUCGCGCGGAAGCAUGUGUUCGUGACCUUCGACGACGAAGUUCAAGGUCGAAGAGUCGCCGGCAACGACGUCGUCACGCUUACGAACGCCUCUCACCUGAAAAAGCUGCGCGGUCGCAUACAUAACGGCAAACCUGACUCGCGCGUGAGCCAGGCGGAAGCGGCCGACGCGAGAGAGAGACUGCUGAGUGCGAUAGCAGCGCGCCGUGCGCACGAGAGAGAAGAUGAUGAUCACGAGCACUCACGAACUGCAGUCUCUAUACGUCUCCUGCGUGUGACACACUCCGAAUAACAGGAAUAGCGGGGCAGGUAUGUGUACAUAUUAAGAAGAAUUCACCAAAAUCGGCGUGUAUGAUGUUAAAGGUAUACUAAAUGAUUUCAGAUACAGUGCCAAGCUGGUUUUUUACCGUAACGUACACCCGUAACGAUAGAAUAUCCAAGAUGGCCGCCGCGAGAUUCUAAAUAUCUAUUAAUUGUUAUAUAUAAGUGUUAUGUACGUUGCUACCUGGGGAAGUGGGGGUGAGACCAACGUGAAUACCAUGACUUUGUCAAUUGCGAACUGUCCACGGUUAACUGCAAAGAACACAAACCGCGCCUGGCUUCGCUCUCCUCUCCAACGUACGUCUUGUACGUCUUCGAUAGGGGCCCCUACGCAUUUAUGUAUGUUUUCUCUACGCGCGCAACAGAGGCGCGACUGAUUAAACACACAUCAAAUAUAUACAGCGAAUAUCGUUGCGUUAGGUCAUAGAAAUGUAUAGAUACACCUAUGUUAGUCUACCUAUAUUAUUUCUAUGCUUCUAUGGCCCGUUGUACUGUAUAGAUUGGAGCUACUAGCGACCUCCACCCGCGCCUACAGCAAGACUGAGUUGCUCUGAUAGUGUAACGUAUCAACAAUAAAUAAUAAUAUUAAGACCAGUAUGUACUCUAAAUAUUUACUCCUGAUAUCUGUGCGCGUGCGUGUGUACGCGUGUGUAUAUAGUAUAAAUGUAUGAUGUAUGGGCUUUUAGUCAAUCGGAAAACCCAUUCGGCUCGUUCCGUCAUUCCUAGAAAAGAAUUCCUAUUCUGUUGAAUGGUCCGAGGGUUCCCGAUUGGGCUUUUAGUAAUAUAUAUGUUUGCUCGAGUCGAUCACACCGACACGCGUUGUCUACGACGCAGGAAAUAGUCUUGAUUCUCAACGACACGGCGGGUCGAAUCGGUUAAAAUUGGUUUUACCAACCACAGAAUAUUGGUGUUAUACUCUCCAAGUCGCUCCCUAGGAGGCAUCUCUUCAGUAACGACCUUACAGAGACCACUCACACACACCCCACCCCCACUCCCACCCCCGCAAAGUAUCAAACACUACCUCAAUACUAAAAUAAUAAGAGACGAUGCGUAAUCUCUCUCUCGUCACAGGCGGCGGUUAUCCAAAUGUAUAUUUGUCAAAGGCAAUAUAGCUUUUCAUGAAUGCUGCGUAUCUAUGUAGUCAACAGCCAGAAAUCAAAGAAACGUUGUCUGUGUUUGUAUUGAGUCUUGCUUGAGAUUAAUUGACAGAUUACGCAAUUCACUACUGAAAUCUACAAUUGCUUAACAUCUGUGGAUUUGUAUAUACACGAUAUGCACCUUGUAUAUAUUUAGUAAACCAAACUUAAAAAUAGGAGUUCAUUGAAAUAAACUGUAUUAAGUUCGAUUGAAUAACUGCUAACUUCUAUUACCGUCCACUACCACGAAUGCUUUUUUUUUGGAAAGUCCCAGCCACCUCUGACAACCAUAGCUUAAUGUGCUGUGUUUUCACUCUUUUAUUCUUUAUGAAAUUCUAGUAUGUAUGUCAUGCUAAAUCGUACUUGCCAGAUAUAUAAUUGUGUUUGUUAUAUAAAUGUAUUGUGUACAAAAUAAAUGCUAUUAUUGUAUCUUUUUCAU